Messenger RNA from Perognathus longimembris pacificus (Pacific pocket mouse), 3187 nucleotides. RefSeq names its product signal transducer and activator of transcription 5A. The transcript is spliced from 19 exons. Gene Ontology annotation, biological process: response to peptide hormone; regulation of cell population proliferation; regulation of transcription by RNA polymerase II. Gene Ontology annotation, molecular function: RNA polymerase II cis-regulatory region sequence-specific DNA binding; DNA-binding transcription factor activity, RNA polymerase II-specific. The record is from RefSeq and is a predicted model, not a curated record. Bases 148 to 2529 code for a protein of 793 amino acids. NCBI's taxonomy places the organism in Eukaryota, Metazoa, Chordata, Mammalia, Rodentia, Heteromyidae.
CUUUGAGGAGGAAAUCGCUGCUCUCGGCUCCUUCCUGUAGUAACAGCCUCCGCCGCUGCCGCCGGAGCCGGGGCCGGGCCGGGAGCGCGAGCCGCGGGCGCACAGCCGGCCCGCCGCCGACGGCCGGGCCCCGCCAGGUAAGCAGCCAUGGCGGGCUGGAUUCAGGCCCAGCAGCUGCAAGGAGAUGCCCUUCGUCAGAUGCAAGUGCUGUACGGACAGCACUUCCCCAUCGAGGUGCGGCAUUACCUGGCACAGUGGAUUGAAAGCCAGCCAUGGGAUGCCAUUGACCUGGACAAUCCCCAGGACCGAGGCCAGGCCACCCAGCUCCUGGAGGGCCUGGUGCAGGAGCUGCAGAAGAAGGCGGAGCACCAGGUGGGGGAAGAUGGGUUUUUGCGGAAGAUCAAGCUGGGGCACUAUGCCACGCAGCUGCAGAACACAUACGUCCGCUGCCCUAUGGAGCUGGUCCGCUGCAUCCGGCACAUUCUAUACAACGAACAGAGGCUGGUCCGAGAAGCCAACAAUUGCAGCUCACCGGCAGGUAUCCUGGUGGACGCCAUGUCCCAGAAGCACCUUCAGAUCAACCAGACGUUUGAGGAGCUGCGACUGGUCACGCAGGACACAGAGAACGAGCUGAAGAAGCUGCAGCAGACCCAGGAGUACUUCAUCAUCCAGUACCAGGAGAGCCUGAGGAUCCAAGCUCAGUUUGCCCAGCUGGCCCAACUGAACCCCCAGGAGCGUCUGAGCCGGGAGACAGCGCUGCAGCAGAAGCAGGUGUCCCUGGAGGCCUGGCUGCAGCGCGAGGCGCAGACCCUGCAGCAGUACCGCGUGGAGCUGGCCGAGAAGCACCAGAAGACCCUGCAGCUGCUGAGGAAGCAGCAGACGGUCAUCCUGGACGACGAGCUGAUCCAGUGGAAGCGGCGGCAGCAGCUGGCCGGGAAUGGGGGUCCCCCCGAGGGCAGCCUGGAUGUGCUGCAGUCCUGGUGUGAGAAGUUGGCUGAGAUCAUCUGGCAGAACCGGCAGCAGAUCCGCAGGGCCGAGCACCUCUGCCAACAGCUGCCCAUCCCCGGGCCCGUGGAGGAGAUGCUGGCCGAGGUCAAUGCCACCAUCACAGACAUCAUCUCAGCCCUGGUGACCAGCACAUUCAUCAUCGAGAAGCAACCCCCUCAGGUCCUGAAAACCCAGACCAAGUUCGCAGCCACCGUGCGCCUGCUGGUGGGCGGGAAGCUGAACGUGCACAUGAACCCGCCCCAGGUGAAGGCCACCAUCAUCAGCGAGCAGCAGGCCAAGUCCCUGCUCAAGAACGAGAACACGCGCAAUGAGUGUAGUGGCGAGAUUUUGAACAACUGCUGCGUCAUGGAAUACCACCAGGCCACGGGUACCCUCAGCGCCCACUUCAGAAACAUGUCUCUCAAGAGAAUCAAGCGUGCUGACCGGCGAGGGGCGGAGUCUGUGACAGAGGAGAAAUUCACCGUCCUGUUUGAAUCUCAGUUCAGUGUUGGCAGCAAUGAGCUUGUGUUCCAGGUGAAGACGCUGUCCCUACCUGUGGUUGUGAUUGUUCAUGGCAGCCAAGACCACAACGCUACUGCCACGGUGCUGUGGGACAACGCCUUUGCAGAGCCCGGCAGGGUGCCAUUUGCUGUACCCGACAAAGUGCUGUGGCCGCAACUGUGCGAGGCGCUCAACAUGAAAUUCAAGGCCGAAGUGCAGAGCAACCGGGGCCUGACCAAGGAGAACCUCGUGUUCCUGGCACAGAAACUGUUCAACAGCAGCAGCGCCCACCUGGACGACUACAGCAGCAUGUCUGUAUCCUGGUCCCAGUUCAACAGGGAGAACCUGCCUGGCUGGAACUACACCUUCUGGCAGUGGUUCGACGGGGUGAUGGAGGUGUUAAAGAAGCAUCACAAACCCCACUGGAAUGAUGGCGCCAUCCUAGGUUUUGUGAAUAAGCAACAGGCUCAUGACUUGCUCAUCAACAAGCCAGAUGGGACCUUCCUGUUACGUUUCAGUGACUCAGAAAUCGGGGGUAUCACCAUUGCCUGGAAGUUUGACUCACCGGACCGCAAUCUGUGGAACCUGAAGCCAUUCACCACGAGGGAUUUCUCCAUCCGCUCCCUGGCGGAUCGGCUGGGGGACCUGAACUAUCUCAUCUAUGUGUUUCCUGACCGCCCCAAGGAUGAGGUCUUCUCUAAGUACUACACUCCUGUGCUCGCUAAAGCAGUUGACGGAUACGUGAAGCCGCAGAUCAAGCAAGUGGUUCCCGAGUUUGUGAACGCGUCUGCAGAUGCCGGGGCCGGCCCCACAUACAUGGACCAGGCGCCCUCCCCCGCAGUGUGCCCCCAGACUCAUUACAACAUGUACCCACAGAACCCUGACCCUGUCCUGGACCAGGAUGGAGAAUUCGACCUGGAUGAGACCAUGGAUGUGGCCCGGCAUGUGGAAGAACUCCUACGGCGGCCCAUGGACACUCUUGACCCCCACCCUUCCCCACCUGCCGGCCUCUUCACCCCUGCUAGAAGCUCCCUGUCCUGAAUGCUUCUCUUAGGCGACUAUUUUCAACACGAAGAGUCCUUAUCAGUUAUGCUUGUAGUAUUGCCCUGCAUACUUAGGCCUUUGCAGGCAGUACAUUUUGUGUGUGUGUGCACGCUUGCUUGUGCACAAGGGGUGUCUGCCUCGCCUUUGCUCUCCUAGGUAUGUGGUUGCAGCAGUGAUGGCAUUGUUUUGUUCUGAUCAAGGUCUCCAACAACAGGGUCUCCCCUGGGUCUAAAUGGCAUUAGACACAGGGCUUCUGCCAUUGUAAGCAAACCUGGUCCUCCCAAACCUACCCUUUAUCUGCUCAGUGGCUAUUUAAGUGAGAUUAUUCCAGAAAGAAGAGAGGGGGGAGGGAAAGGUUACUCCUGAGCUGGAAGCUCCUGUGUAUGCAUAUAUGUGUAUGCAUUGGGUGUGCAUCUGUCCUCACACACAUGUGGUGGUCUCGUGCUUUUCCUCUGCAGAAAGGACUCCCCUCCCCCUAGUGUGUCUAGGCUGUAACCAUUCAAGUUGGGUUCAUUUGAGUCAAGGCUGUCUGAGCUGCUCUGGUACAGAGUUGCUUGGUCUCAUGUCCUUGAACCAGAGCAUGGGCUUCAAAUCUGAAAUUCCCUUCCCAUAGUCUCUCUCUCUCUCUCUCUCUCUCUCUCUCUCUCUCUCUCUC